UUUUUUUUUUUUAUUGUCCUUUAUUGACUGAAUUUUCUCUUUCAAGUUGAUCAUGGUACAGCGGACCAACCAAGGUCUUUUAGCCAUUUUGGCUCAAACGAAAUUCUUUGUUUCUUUGGUGACUUUGAUGCUAGUACUUUAUACACAAUCUGUACAUGUUGUCUAUUUUGUGGUUGGAUCUUGUAGUACUGCAGUACUUGCGAAGAUAUUGAAACGUUAUUGGCAACAACCUCGACCGUAUGGACAAGAUGGUUAUGGGAUGCCUUCGACUCAUUCCCAAGUGAUCAUGUUUUUCGCCACUUAUUUUCAAUGUGUAGGCACAAACACCAUGCCUUGGCUAGUGUUGAUAGUGUCUUUAUUUUCCCUGGCUGUAGUAUGGUCCCGUGUACAGCUGAAAUAUCAUACCCUCACUCAAGUCUUGGUUGGUUCAGUCUUGGGUGUUCUUUCCGCUUUACUAUGGUACACUGUCUGGUCUCUAAUACUUCAUCCCAUGGCUAUUUCCCUUAGCAUAGAUUCGUUUGAUAUGAAGGAUGAUCGGAUACGUAGAUAUAUUUAUGUAGAUAAAUAGAUAGACAUUAAUACACCCAAUUCCCUCGUUAUUCAUCAUUAUCAUUGUAGACAUCCCGUAUUUCUUAGGUAGAUAGAUAGAUAGAUAGUCAAUAUGGUAGUAUUUAUU
Molecule: messenger RNA, 676 nt
Organism: Halteromyces radiatus
Lineage: Eukaryota; Fungi; Mucoromycota; Mucoromycetes; Mucorales; Cunninghamellaceae
Product: phosphatidic acid phosphatase type 2/haloperoxidase
Exons: 2
Coding region: 53-568 (171 amino acids)
Molecular function (GO): sphingosine-1-phosphate phosphatase activity
Source: RefSeq, a predicted model, not a curated record